AUGUUGAUCCCGACGUGGCUGCAAGUGUCCACCGCCAUUCUCAGCCCGGCCGUCUCCCAGAACGCACAGACAAUCAGUAUCGUCCCACGGCUGCCCGACCCAAAUGCGGCACCCAACCCCAUGCCCGCACCCUACACCACCUGGGAACCCAACGGACAGCCCAGCGUCGUCGGCAGUGUCCCAACGCUCGUGCCAGCACCUCCGCCCGCCGCACCCCCCGCCGCGCCGCCAACGACGGCCUGGGUCCUGCCGAGUCCGACGCCGGAGCCCGUGCCCGUCCCGUUCUCGCAGACGCCGACCUGGACGCCGGGUGUGCCGUCCGCGCCCAGUCUGGCCCCGCAGCCACAGCCUCAGCCACAGCCACCACCUCCCCAUGGCGGCCCGCCCCCCGUCGUCGUCGGCGGCUCGGCCACUGUCGUCCUCAGCCCCGACAAGACAGUCAUUGUCGAGAACCCGGCCGUGACGCUGCCACCCUACGGUGCCGGCGGCCCACCGCCCGAUGCCGCGGCGGCCUGGAUGAGCGUGCCGCCUGGGUGGUACGCGACGACGUACUACAUGUGCCAGGGACGGGGGUGCGCGUGGCACAUUAAGAUCCAGCCGGUGGCAAGCGGGGGCAGCAGGCAGAGAGGCCGCCUUUGGUCAGGACUGGGACAGGGCAUGCUUAUCGCAGUUGUUGUGCUGGUCGUGCGUUGA
Molecule: messenger RNA, 693 nt
Organism: Sporothrix schenckii 1099-18
Lineage: Eukaryota; Fungi; Ascomycota; Sordariomycetes; Ophiostomatales; Ophiostomataceae
Exons: 1
Coding region: 1-693 (230 amino acids)
Source: RefSeq, a predicted model, not a curated record